UCUGUAUUUUUUACAGAGACGUUUGUGCCAAACCAAGUUAAGUAUGAAUGGUAAAUUUUCAUAUUCUAUUGUAAGAAAAUUGUUGCAAUAAUGAUUCAUACCGAGCAUAUACAUGCUAGUGCAUUUGACUUUCAAGGAUUUACCAGAGCUUACAGCACAUAUAACAGAUAUCGGAAAAGUUUGAAACGGAUUUAUCGUGAAACAAGCGACCUUUAUUCAGGGCAACAAUGUGGCGUAAAAGCAAGUGAAUAUUUGGAUCUCGAGCAGAAAAAACUGACAGUGAAUGAAGAUAUUCUUCUACAAAACACAAUACAAAAUUCUCUUGCAGUUGUCAUAAUUGGGCAAACAUACAAAGCUAAAUGCGUUUUUGCAAACAAGCUUCUUGCCCAAGAUGUUUUACCAGUUGCCAGUCGUACAUGGCUUCAUCAUGCAAGAAUGACGAAAUUCAAACAUGGUACAAGACCCCAAGUUUCAAUAUCUUUGCAAGACAAUUAUGUCAUCAUUGAACCUAGAAUGCAUUCAACGGCAGGGGAAGAUGGUGUUAACUGGGAACAUGAGUUUUCAUUACUUGAAGAAGAUUUAAAAAAGGUUGACGGUGGGGUUGUUGAAAUCACAAUCAAUCACCCUAUGUUGAGAGGAUGUCAGAUUAUAUUAUGUGGCGGAGAUGACUCAUUAUCAGAUGUGUUACAUGACGAAAAACUGGGAAUUCAAAUCGAUAAAACACAAUCACUUUGUACAAAUGGUAUAUCACCUGUGUUCAUCUAUGCAAUUGAAAAAGAAUGGAUGUAUUUGAAAGAAGCACAAAAUUUAAAGAUUCUUCAACACCAGUAUCCAGAUAAUGCAAUCUUAUUCUCAAUGCAAAAUAUUGAAUAUGAAGCGCUUGAUGAUCGGCCAUUUGCAAAUGGAAAUCCUAUCAAAUCUCUUACUCCACAUGAUAAAUGUACCCAAUGUGAUAAAACACAUGUGUAUAAUGGCUCGUUGGAUUCUACCUCGGAUAACAGUGACCAUUCUGAUUGCGCAGCUGUGUCCGAUUUCUGCAACAAUAAAGUGCCAAAAACAUUGAAAGAUAUUUCACAUGAGCCUAUGUGUCUUUCUAAUAAGAAAUCAUCAAAGUCAACAUCCGUUCUUAAAACUGCGUAUUCCGCAGUUGAUACAUGUGUAGAUCAUGGCGAAUUCACGAAAUCUGUUCAAAAAGUGAUUCGUGAUCUAUCACUCAUUGGUUAUAACUUUGUAUGCACAUGUAGAGGGGGUCAGCAAUAUACCGUUCCCAGGAACGUAUCAUAUGAUUCUGACUGGGACAGUAGUACAGAAGAGGUUAUAUCACCUGACUCGUGUUCACAAACAAAUCCAAGUUACUCAGCUUUGAAUUUUGAAGUUUUUAGUGAUGCAAGAUUGCACAAUUUUCCUCCGAAUUCAGUUUUUCUCAUCCAACAAAGACAAGAUAAAUUACAAUCUCGUGUUCUUUCGUUCACUCGUUCCGUGGCAAAAUACUAUCUUGUGAGAGCAGCCAAAGUUUUGCACAGAUUGCAUUCUGGAAUUCUUGACAACUCUAUAAGAUACGCAUUUCAAAUGUCUCGAGAUUUAAUGAUUACUCCAAGAAGAAUGGAAUAUGCAAAAGAUCAAGAGAAUCAACUUUUUAAUCAACUUGUUGAUAUCUCAACUAAAAAACAAACUGAAAUACAAGAAUUAAUCAGUGGAAUAAAAGUAACAUUGAGGGAAAAUAUAUUAAAUGCUGCUGAAAGUUACAUUAUCCCAGAUGAAGAAGGUUCAUUCAGACAAGUUUCAAUUGUGAAGCGAGAUAUACAAGACCUGGUGCUUCGUCAUAUAAAAGUUGCCACUGCAGAACGAUUGUACAGCUCAAUUCAAGUCCUCAGGGAGAGUUACAUUGGAACAUUAUCAAGAUGCUUGGAAUGCCUGGAAUCAUCUGCUGAGGAAGAAUCACACAGAGAAAAUUCUGGAGCUACUAGCAAGCAUUUGAAGAGGAUACUGCAUGCUGCAUACAACGUUGAACUCAAUAUUCAAUCAAGCUCUUCUCUUGCUAGAGUAAUGAUUGAUAAGUUACGAAAGUUAUUAUCCAACCUACCAUGGCAUGAACCACCAAUCAUGGAUAGAACAUGGAGAAGAAAUGUUGCUUCUGAUGUUCUUGCUUCUUUAGAUGAUUCAAGAUUAGCAAGAAGUAUUUGCUCACAAUUCAGAGCUCGUUUGCAUCAGUCACAUUCUGCAUUUCACACAUCUUUGCGGCAACUCGAAUCGGCACAUUUAUGUCGACUCGAACACACUGAGGAGAAACGCCAUAAAGUUGCGAAAAUUGUUGCACCUCACAUCGCUAGAUUAGCACUCGAGAGUACUUCUUUGAUUGAUAGUGUCAUGUUUGGUAUGCCUCGAAUGGGACGGGAGAUUGGCCGAGGAAUGUAUGGUGUUGUUUACCAAUGUGAUUCGUGGGCAUCUUGGUCUCCUUGUGCUGUUAAAUCUGUUGCACCGCCUGAUGAAAAACAUGCGAAUGAUUUGUCUUUGGAAUUUUAUUACACAAGAAGUUUGCCAGAACAUCCCAGAAUAGUACAAAUUAGGGGAUCGAUUGUAGAUGAAUCAUAUGGGGGAGGAAUAGGCCCUCCUGCUGUAUUGCUGAUUAUGGACAGAAUGCACUGUGAUUUGUAUACAUCUAUAAAGAGAGGAAUAAGUGAAUGCAACAGAAUGCAAAUUGCUGUCGAUGUGAUUGAAGGAAUUCGAUUCCUACAUAGCCAAGGUCUUGUGCAUCGAGAUAUCAAGUUGAAAAACGUUCUGCUGGAUCGGAGAAAUCGUGCUAAAAUAACCGACCUGGGAUUCUGUAAACCUGGUGCCAUGAUCAGUGGAUCAAUUGUUGGAACUCCUGUACAUAUGCCACCUGAAUUAUUCACAGGGAAAUAUGAUGGAAGUGUUGAUGUUUAUGCAUUCGGUGUAUUGUUCUGGUAUCUAUGUGCUGGUGUCACAAGACUUCCAAGAAAUUUUGAAAUUUGCACAACUAAAGACCAUCUUUGGAAUGCGGUUCGAAAAGGUGUAAGACCUGAGCGUUUACCAACAUUUACCGAUGAGUGUUGGAGUCUGAUGAAAGCCUGCUGGAACAGCGACCCAUCUAAGAGACCACUGCUCGGUAAAAUCCAACCUCGGCUCGUGAUGAUUCAUAACAGAUUGAAACGAAAGGAUCUCGUGUGAGGAACGAAGGAAAAAUUGAGUUAGGUUCCAGAAAUAAAUGAAUGGUGGAUAUCAACAAUCUGAAUUUAUAUCCAACAAAGGACGCCACAUAAUCAUGAUAAUGGUAACGAAGGUUGAGUGAUUAUUUAACAAUGAGUGAAAAUAUAACAGAUGAUGAUUGGACAAUGAUAAAUUAAGUUUGUUGCUGUUGUUAGAAUUUUUACUGGAUGAAAUCCAAACCAAUCAAGUCGUGGAAAGAAUUUCAAGUUUUUGAAGUGAUUGUAGAAUGACUUUGUUUUUUGUAGACUGGAUGUUUCAAACGUUACUUUGAGAUUUAUUACUGCAAUAUGUUCCUGUUAAUUCUUAGAAACAGUUAAUUUUGGUUGGAUAUUACCAGGAUUUUUCAUGUUAUUUCUGUAAAAUUUUCUAUUUGAUUUCACUACGGUGCCAACAAAUAUCAAACUUAUUUUUCAAUAUACAUAAUGUUGCAAAUUUCACAAUUUCGUUCUUGUUUAUUAAUACUUGGGCACCAAUUUGAAGAUGCAUCUUCAACAUUCUUGAAACCAUAUUUCUGUUUUCGAAUCUAAACACGAACUCCUAUGAAGUGUCUGUGGUCUCCGGGUUGGCAAAAACAGAAUUAUCUAUUCCGAAUACAUUCAGGAAUAAUGUUUUUGAAUAUGGAAUUUAUUUUAAAAUUGGUCAUAUCCGACUAAGGAAUUUACACAAACCAUGGUCAAUUUAUGAAAAUUAAUUGGCUGAUUCAGAAUAUUUGAAUGUGUUUUGUGAUAUUAGAAGAAACUCUUUGGACGCAUCUGUUAACUAGCCCUUUUCUAGCAGACAGAGCUACAAUCAUAGUAUUACUGUUACAACAUGCAUAUGCAUUUUUCUUUUUUUGAUGCUAACUUCUUUACAGUGUAAAAAGUGAAAGUAAGUUUAUUUCGUGACUGACCGUCAUAUACCAAAUUCCCAUAAUGAUAUUCCAAAUGAAAAUAUUCCAAAUUAAUCGGAUAUUAUAGUUAUUUUUGACAUCCUCCCGUGGCACAGAUUCUUUUACUAAGUAUGGAUUUUGGUAUUUUUUGUUGAGGAAUGUGAUUGUAACCAAUUUAGAAAUUUUUUCAAAUGUAUUCAACCAAUUUUGCAUGCUAAAUGCAUCCUUUACUCAUUCAGCACUUUAAUUUUUUCAAAGUAAAAUUGUAUUGCACCUGGUUGUGCUUCAGUGAAACUUUUUGUCACAUGGUAGAAAGUGUCAUGUCGGAUCUAUGAAUCUACUUUUGGCUUAAUAUGCUCAGAUUCAUAGUCUUGGUUUUGAAUCUGUAUUUCGGAAUCAUAUAUAAACGUGCCCUAAAGGAAUUGUCAUGAAAUUUCAUGGAUAUUAUUGCUGUUAAGCUUUUUUACUUUUCGUAUAGUUGAUCAAUAUUCGAAGAUCAAAAAAUUUCCACAUUUCUGUUUUUGAAACUACUUCGAAGAUCAGGAUAAAUAAAUCGUAUUAGUGAUUGCACGUAUAGUAUAAAAUUAAAGAUUUUUGUUUUUUCGAAGUCUAUAUUCCCCAAUUCUGAGUUGACGGUUUUAAUAUGAUCUAUGUUUGAAAAAAAGAGUAAACAUUUCGCCUGAAAACUAGGAAGCAUUCAUUGGAUUAGAAUGCAAACAACUUUCUGUAUCAUUUUCUGACUGCAGUUUAUAUAUAUUUCUGCAUCCAAAUUAUUAAGUGAAGUUGAUCUCCCGUUAGAAAUAUUCUUUCGAGCCUAGAACAUGGUACUUGGAUGUAACUUUCUGUAUUUUUGCACAAUAUACUUUCUUAAAAUUUCUUUCUUUUUCAUAACAAUUUAUGUAUGUAGCUGUUCUUUUCCCAAUUGCCUAAACAUUGCAAGUCAUUUUACUGUGAAUCAUGUUGUAUCUUUUUUCAAUGAGAUGUAAAUACAAGUCUGUUGGUUUUACUUAUUGCUUUGAUGUAAUUGCGACACCUAAUGCUGCUUUUCUACAGUUUGGGUGUUAUACCCCCUGCCAUAAUGGAAUAUUAUACACAUUUACAUAUUGUCUGCUCACGCUUUUUAAAUUUUUGCAACACUUUAACACACAACAACUUUUUUUGAUUUUAAAGUUGUGAGACGUUCAUACCAAAUUUUAGAUAAGCUGUUCAAUUGCCUAUCAUUUUAUCAAACAUUGGACAUAAGGCUUAGUUUCUGUGAUAAAAUCGAAUAAUAAAUUUGAUUUACUAACUAAAAAAAAUAAUCAUGUCACAACAUGCUAUUAUUACAAUGGUUUUAAUUAUUUGGUGUCAAUCAAUCUUAUUCCUUGUGAAAAUAUUACAUUUUUGAUAUGUUAAUUCAGAAAUUGUUUUCUUUUUUUAUAAGUUUUUCUCAAUUGUUGCAAUAUGGCCAUUAUCAAAUGAAUCCUUUUUUGUGACAUUGGAAGAAACUCUUUGGACGCAUCUGACUAGCCCGUUUCUAGCAGACAGCUACAAUCAUGGUAUUACUGUUACCAAUAUGCUUAUGCAUUUUUCUUUAUUUCUUGCUUCAAUUUCAGAGUCAUAUUUGAUUAGUGCUAAAUACAUUGCAGUGUGCUCACAA
Messenger RNA from Styela clava, 5735 nucleotides. RefSeq names its product dual serine/threonine and tyrosine protein kinase-like. Gene Ontology annotation, molecular function: protein kinase activity; ATP binding. Gene Ontology annotation, biological process: positive regulation of fibroblast growth factor receptor signaling pathway; positive regulation of ERK1 and ERK2 cascade; negative regulation of apoptotic process. Gene Ontology annotation, cellular component: cytoplasm. The record is from RefSeq and is a predicted model, not a curated record. Lineage: Eukaryota; Metazoa; Chordata; Ascidiacea; Stolidobranchia; Styelidae.